ACUUUCAUUAAAAUAAAAAUCUGGCACAUGGGCUUUAACUGUGAUCGUCUGGUAAAGAGUUUGGGGAGGCACUUCUGCCAGAAUGACCCCGAUCUAAACCAGCAGGAAAGAAAUGAGCAACCCAACGCGUAAGAGGUUGACACAAUCCGCUCAGCAGGUGCUUUAAGUCGCAGUUUACGUCCUGGGGUGGAGGCUGGAAAUCCCGAGCCUGCGGGGGGGCUGUGGAUGGAAGGCGGGCGACGUGGCCGGGCGACCGACAACAAGCCCUCAGGUGGAACCGCGUCAGCUGGCGUUCAAUCAGCAGCUGGCGGGGAUCCGGUGGAACGAGGCGGCUUUAAAAGCCCGACCUUGACCGUCCAGACGCCCGGCAACAGAUGCUGGCCCCGGCGAUAGCAGCAGGAGGAGCAGGAGGAGAAAGAGGAGCUAGCAGCAAACGCAAUGAAUGGAAACACCAGAAUUUCGAACUUGCGCUGCAAGUUUGCAGAGAAGAGUUGGAAUGACACAUUCCAACUUGUCCGAAGAUGCAUGGAGAAAUCCAGGGAUGAAUCCAAACCUUGUGAGCCGCUUGGAAGAAGUUUGGAGAGGCUCCAGGAAGUGCUUCUGGCACCCUCUAUGAGCAAAAUGAAAUGCCGACUGGAGAUGAUCGCCAAACAACAAGGGAUGGGUUUUCACUUUACUGACGCCACCUGCUACCUGACGGCUGACUUGUUUUACCUGGAGGUGUUGCUGCUGCCAUCUGGUGAGGUGCAGGAAGUGAAGGUGGCCCCACACGGAGAACACCCUGUUCCCAGCGAUUCCCUCUUGCAUCUACUCAGGUCUGAUAACUUUGCUGAUUUCUCCGUGAGGUUGGCAGAGCUGUUUGCCCGAUAUGAUAUCCCUGGAGACAACAGUGAAACCAAAUCCAAACUGUUAACGUCACUGAAAUCCCUUUGGAAAGACCUUCAGCAACUAUCAGAGAUGCAAAAUGAACCAAAGUGCUGUGAAACCCGGAUGGAUUUAAUAAACAGUGGCAGAGUUGGCUUUUUAAUGGCAGGAAAACAAGAUUACCCUCUGUCUCUUUACUUCUAUAUCUCUCCAAACGAUGGCCUGAAGAACUAUGAUUCAAACUCUGAUUUUCUAGCAUUUAAAGAACUGUCAGAGAUCAAACCAGCUGUCCAGGAGGCCCAAGUUACAGUGGGUGCCAGCGCGUUGACCCACAAGCUCCAGACGACGUCUGUAAUCCCACAGCCUCCUCGGCUGGAUAAUCAGGGUUGUCCUGCAUUUGUUGCCCUCGCUGAGGUGCCGACUGAGAUGCUGCCCGCAUGUUUCCUGCUCAGACUGAAGCCACCGAUACCUGUGCUCUCCUCGUUUGUUGAGAGACUCGGACACAUCACAGAUGUGAUGGUACCAGACUUUGGCCUCCAGUGGGCACCAUUACCCAAGCUUGUGAUGAAAGGGUCUGCAAGUGCAAGCAGCCAGUCCCAUUCAUUAGACAAACGGGAGAUCUUUACGGUGCUCCUGGCUGACGGCGGGGUCCACGCUUAUUUUCUCCCUGAAUCUGCCUGGAAUGUUCCCACCCAGAGGGCAGCUUUGAUGGACAGCGUUCCCUUCACCCAUCCGGCUCACGUCCCCGCCGUGCUGGAGCUGCUGCGUCACCAGUGUGCCGUUAACACCCUGCUGAGCAGCUGCUCGGAUCCGCACAGCACCAGCCCAGCUUCUGUUUGUGACCUGUACUUUGAAGUCCGUCCGGAGUCCUCAACCAGCCUUUCUGUGACCUUCCAUCAACCCUGUGCUGACUCGCUGGCUGUUUUGCUAGUCGACGUGUCCAAUCCCCGCUGCAUCACCUGCAAAUUGUUUGGAGCAGGGAUGCCCGAUCCAACACUGGACAAAUAUAUCUCCACGGUAAUGACGAGUUGUAUGUCCAUUCCUGCGACCAUGAAGGCUUUGUACAGCAGGCUCGAGGAAAUCACCGCCGCUCCGCUUUCCGCCAGCCACACCGCCGCCACAGAAGCUGAAAAUGACCACUUAAGUCCUGUGAUGGACGCCGAUGGCCAGUUGCCUGCAGCCUCCCAAAGCGAAGCCACGCCAGAGCACAGCCAUGUUCCUGGUUCAGCUUGCAGUGCCGUAUCUGUGGCUCCAUCUGAGCUUAGCCCCGAAAUAAACGCCAGCGUGCUCCACAGCCCCUACCCAGGCGAUCCUGUGGGCGUAAUGGCAAACUGUCAGAGCUGAUCCGAACACAAAAAAAAAAAAAAAAAGGUUUUAGCAGCUCUUUGCGUCACAGGUUAUUGGACUUUUAUUAAGAAACUGAGCACUGGGUAAUAAUUUGAGGUGCCGAUGGUUGAAUCUGUCUCACUGUGCAUUCCAGUUUGGCAGAGAUGGCUGCCUGUAAAGGUUUUUGAGGUCUGGGAUUUGACCUCAAAAGGACACGAGCCCAGUUGCUGCCAUGUGAGCCAAUAAGACACGGUUUAAGAGUUUAGAAUGGCUUGUACGAGCAAAUGGAUGUGACACUUUUAGCUUUUGGGGGGAAAAAAAAUAAAAUUGCAGAAUAAAGAAACUGGUUUGGUUUAAGCACUUUUGAGGAAAUAAAACUGGAAGAAAUCACUUGAAGACAAUCUUUCUUUCUAUGGACUCCUGCAAGGACAAAUGCAAAAAUAGGAUAAAUGUCACUAGUCUGUGCAUUAGAAGCAGGAAUAUUUAGAGUACUGCAUGCAAAGCAGUAUUUGCAAUCUGUGUUUUUAAAUUCUUUUUUUUUUUAUGUAUUCAGAAUAUUUGAUCCAACUGUCAGCAACAGACAACUGUCUUUACGCGGUGCCUUUACUUCUGCAUAUCCAAUGACCCGUAUGACUGCUAUUCAUAGGAGCUUCCCAACAUGUGGGGUUAGAAUCGCUCUCUUCUUUCAGAGGAACUGUGUCCUUGAAAUAUUUGAGAGAUUAUGUGUGCUUUAUUCUGAACGGCUGAGGGGGAAGA
Messenger RNA from Fundulus heteroclitus (mummichog), 2946 nucleotides. It is a transcript of the gene med1l, whose product is annotated as Med1 domain-containing protein. The transcript is spliced from 16 exons. Gene Ontology annotation, cellular component: mediator complex. NCBI's taxonomy places the organism in Eukaryota, Metazoa, Chordata, Actinopteri, Cyprinodontiformes, Fundulidae. Bases 439 to 2208 code for a protein of 589 amino acids. The record is from RefSeq and is a predicted model, not a curated record. Gene Ontology annotation, biological process: regulation of transcription by RNA polymerase II; cellular response to thyroid hormone stimulus. Gene Ontology annotation, molecular function: transcription coregulator activity; nuclear vitamin D receptor binding; nuclear retinoic acid receptor binding.